Messenger RNA from Cyanistes caeruleus (blue tit), 4848 nucleotides. RefSeq names its product KN motif and ankyrin repeat domains 3 (gene KANK3). Lineage: Eukaryota; Metazoa; Chordata; Aves; Passeriformes; Paridae. Gene Ontology annotation, biological process: negative regulation of actin filament polymerization. Gene Ontology annotation, cellular component: cytoplasm; cytoskeleton. Gene Ontology annotation, molecular function: protein binding. The record is from RefSeq and is a predicted model, not a curated record.
ACGAACUGUCACCCCGACGUGCGGAUGCUUGGAAUGUGCUGCUGGCAGCCCGGGGCACUGGGGAUCCUCCAGGGGUGCCGGGAACCCAUAAGGUUGAGGUUGAUGGUCCUCUGGUCAACAGCAUUCUGGGAAGAAGAUGGCUCAGCCAGCACCCCUGAACCAGAACCUCCCAGAUCUUGGGGGCCCGUUCUUGUACCGGGACCAGGACGAUGGAGAGAAGAGCUCGUAUUCUGUGGAAACCCCUUAUGGCUUCCUGCUGGAUCUUGAUUUCCUGAAAUAUGUUGAUGAUAUUGAAAGUGGCCAAACACUCAAGAAAGUGCCACUGCCUCGCAGGGUGAAAGGGUCCCGUCCACCACCCAGCACCCUGCGCAGCCCCAGCAGCCACACCAGCGCCUGGACCUCCACCGAGUCCCUCACCUCCAUGGCCAGCGAGGAGGGCAGGACUGCACUGCUGCUGUCCCAGCACAGCCGAGCACCCCUGGAGCCUGCGAGCAAGCCAACCUCCCACACCAUCUCGCUGCCACCAGUACGGCUGCUCCCACCUCCCACCCACAAGUGCCUUGUGCCAAACCCACGCGUGGAGAAAACCUUGCUGGAGACAAGCAGGAGGCUGGAGCAGGAGCAGGGCCGUUUGCAGGAUAUUGGUGCUCCCUCCCACAGUGGCCAGCCACCCCACUGGGUACCAGUGGGCACCGAGGGCCAGGGGGGCUGGGGUCGGGUGAGCCCUGGCAGCUCGGGACACAGCACUCCGGCUGCGGGGCUCAGCACGGCCCCGCUGCAGCACGUGCGAGAGCAGAUGGCUGCAGCCCUGCGGCAGCUCCGGGACCUAGAGGAGCAGGUGAAAACCAUCCCACUCCUGGAGAUGCAGAUCUGCGAGUUGAAGAGGGAGAAGGCAAAGUUGCUGGAGAAGCUGUCGGCAGAGCCUGGUGAGGCAUUGUGUCACCCCUCUGGCUCUGAGGCAGGGGCAGGGGGUGAGGAAGCACCCCGCACAGGGCCAGAGAGUGAAGCAGAGCCGGUGAGGGGGCGAACGAGCAAAAUUGCAGAGCUGAGGAAGCUGACAGAGAAGCUGGCUGUGCCAGAGCGGAACAUCAGGGCUUGGCCAGGCAAGAGCCCCAGGGUGGCUGAGAGGCCUUGCUGCUCUGUGGCAGUGGGUGAGGAUCGGGCCAUGACAGAUGCCGUCUUCUACUACCGGUCACAGCAGGAGAGCAGGGACACGGCAGACAGCGGCACAGGGGGACGCAAGGAUGUGGCUGUCUGGGUGCUGGAGUCCUCGCUGGGGUUGGCCACUGAGACGGAGCGGGAGCUGGAGCUUCUGCAGCAGACGGUGGGGCACCAGAAGGAGGUGAUCACCCUGAUGGAGGGGCACCUGCAGGAGGCCACACGGGAGCUGGAAGAGCUGCGGCUGGAGGUGUGUGCCCGCCGGCCUCGUGGGCAGGUGGACAAGGAGGUGAUGGCCAAGCCACAGAUGGCUGAGGCACUGGUGGAGGCUGUGGUAGUGACACAGAGCCAGGCAGCUGGUGACCCCCCAGAGACGGCAGAGGCAGGUGUGGAGUGCUGCCCCCCGACCUCCUGCGUCGCCGUGGGCUGCCACCCUGAUGGGCGGGACGUGGCAGUUGGACCCGACUCAGCUGCCAGCUGUGACGACAAGGGCAGCCAGACAGAUGUGGAUGUGGCAGGAGAAGAGAAGGAAGGAGAAGAGAAGGAUCCUGGUGUGGGCAAGGUGAUGGAGCCUGGCCUGGGUGAUGGCCUGAGUAGCUCAUCAGCACUGGGCACAGGAGCAGCGGGGAGGAUGUGCCCAGACAGCCAAGCCCCUGGGCCGGCUGUGCUGGAGACAAUACACAGCAACCAGGACGCAUUCCCAGGACAGGAAAGUGGAGCUGCCCAAAUCCCUGCAGCAGGAGCCCUGAAGUCCAUCAUGAAAAAGCGGGAUGGUCCUCCCCAGAGCAAGGCAGAGGGCAGCAAGAAGAGCCUGCAGUUUGUGGGCGUGCUGAAUGGGGAGUAUGAGAGCACAUCCAGUGAGGAGGAAGAAGGCAACAGCUCCUCUGAGAAGGCUUCAGCCGACAGCUCCAACAGUUCAGAGCAGGGAGAGACCGAAACCUCAGAGGAGGAGGCUGGGGAAGACACGUGUGAGCCCAGACUGGAGUGCAAGGAGAGUGAUGUGACCCUGCUGGAGCCCCCCGAAGUGAAGGAAAAGUUUGAGCUGAGCCCCAGGAUGAGGGAGGCCUGCCUCAUUGUCAAGACCCACCUGGGCCACCCUGGUGCUGCCAAGAGUAAAGAGGUGCUCACCAGCAGCAGCCUGAUCCUUCAGGAGUGGUUCCGUCUGUCCAGCCAAAAGUCGUCCAUCCCUGACACAGUUGCCAACCACCUCCUGGCCUUUGCUGAGGUCUCACCAGCUCUCCUGGCCCAUGUGGUGAACCUGGCAGAUGGGAAUGGCAACACAGCCCUGCACUACAGUGUCUCCCACUCCAACUUCCACAUCGUGUGGCUGCUGCUGGAUACAGGGAUCUGUAAUGUGGACCACCAGAACAAAGCUGGAUACACUGCCCUCAUGCUGGCAGCACUGGCAGCUGUUGAGCAGGAGGAGGACAUGAAUGUGGUCAGGAGGCUCUUCAGCAUGGGCAACGUCAACGCCAAGGCCAGCCAGGCUGGCCAGACAGCACUGAUGUUGGCUGUCAGCCAUGGCCGGCAGGAGAUGGUGGAAGCCCUACUCGCCUGCGGUGCUGACGUGAACCUGCAGGACGAGGAGGGCUCGACCGCGCUGAUGUGCGCCUGUGAGCACGGCCGCGUGGAGACCGUGAAGCUGCUGCUGGCUCAGCCCACCUGCAACAUCUCCAUCGUGGACAGUGAUGGCAACAAUGCUGUUGCCAUUGCACUGGAGGCUGGUCACAGUGACAUCGCUGCACUCCUCUACGCCCAUCUCAAUGGCACAAAGGCGCAGGCACCCGUGAGUACCACACCGCUCCCUGUGAGAGGAGAAAGGGCUGUGACACAGAUGAGUGUCUCCAGGAAGAAGCUGCAGGAGCAAAAGCAGAGCAUUUCAGGUGCCACAUGCUCAGAACAGCCCUGCUGGCCCUGACCAGGAGUCACUGGAGGGGUCUCUGGUGACUACUGUAUUGCAGCAGGAGACUUCACCGACAGCCACAAAGAGCCCUGGCAGUACAAAGAAACCAAAUUAGAGUGCCCUUGGGAUCCAGCCAGGAGCAGCCAUCGGCACUGGCCUGUGAUUCACAUCCCCUCACCUGCCACUCUUCUGUGCCGAACCACUCUGCAGCUUUAGUCCCAACACAAGCACCAUCCCUGGGCCUCCCAUGCCCUUCUCCUCCACUGGAUGCAGCCCACACGUGGCCACCUCACCGCCAAGUGACUGGAGCCGUUACCUAAGGGCAGGAGACACAGGGAGCAGAAGCCACCCUACCCCUUCUGCUCCCUGCCAUGACCACCAGAGCUGCACCAUCUCUGAGCCCUCAGCAAGGAGGAACAGCAGAGAACCAACUCAGCAGAAACGGCACCUGGUUUGUGUUCUCUGGCAGUUCCAAGGCGGCAGCAGUGCCAGUGAUGGAGCCAGGAGAGCAAGUGGUGAGUCCUGGCCUCAGCAGGGACAUGGUGCUCAGCAGGCACACAUCCUGUGCAGCAACGGGAGAGGGAAUGCUGCCUUGGACAGGGGCUGUUUCCAGACUCAAAUACUUGCCCUUCUUUUCUAGCAUUUCCUUUCUUGGCUGAAAUCUGUUUUGUUUUGGUUUUUUUUCUCUUUUCUAGCACAUACACUCAAAGCAAAAAAAAUUAUAUUGCUUGGCCAAAUGAUGAAGUUCAGCAUGAACUUGGGAUUUGAUUUGCUCUGCUCAAUGGGAGCAAAACCUCUGAGCAGUUGGGGUCGCAGCCAAGUGGCAAAAAGAGCUUAGGGCCAAGGAUGCAUCUGGGGACUAAGCCUGCCUACCUGAUAAUUCACAAGGGGAGCAGGUCCUUCUCCCAAGGGAGAGAGACCAAUUACAUCCUAAACAUUUCCCCAAUUAGCCAGUCCCACAGAUUGUGCAGACAUCUGUGAGCCCACAGCUGAGUCCCUCUCUGACCACUUUCCAUCCCAAAAGGGAGGAAAGUAGCUGAGGACAGCACCAGGAAAAACACAUGGGCCAGAAGAGCUCAGAGCACACAGGUUGCGUCUGCAAAGGGGAACACGUAUGUCAGAGAACAUGUCUGUGCAAGUGUGUGAGCACUGUCUGGGGUGGGAACAGGGUAAGGACAAGGACCAGGAGGAAAAAGGUUUUUGCGUGGGAUGGCAGCUCUGCUCUGAGCCUUCACAAAGGUAACGUGUUAUGCCCCUCAUUCCUUCCCCUUGGCCCAGCCUCACCACUUCUGCCCCUGCCUGACCUGCUCUGAGCUGAGGAACCCCACAAUCCUCCCCAGAAACUUGCUUUCAGCUUUGCACUGGAGUUAAUAUACAGCGCUCACUGCCAUUCCCUAAUACACUAUUCUGUUUACUGGUAUUUUAAUACUGAUGUUUAUUUUUAAGAUAUAAAGUUAUUUUGAAAUAUUAACAGUGAUAUCUGCAGUCUUCUGCCUUGUCUGGUUCACAACAAACCCUGCAAGAAGAGCUGGGGCAGAGGCACAGCCCCCAACCUAAGCAGGUGACCCCACAUUCCAAGUCAUUCACUGCAAGUUUAUGCACUGGCUAUAUCCCUCAGUCUGGCUUUCUUCCUGCUGAAGUGUGCCAGGCAGCUGCAGCGGUGUCUUUUCCCCUUUCAUUCUACAGGACCAAGAGGAACAUAGGACCAGCUGCAGCCCUGCACUGCCCCUGGUUCUCUGUGGUGCUGAUGUUACAGUGCAUCAUUAAACAGCAAUCAUCAGACCAAG